UGGAAAACUGCUCGGCCUUCACCUAUCCCAAAGACGGACCACCGACAGAACGAGAAAGUUUACCGCCCAGUUUCCUGCCGGCUCUUACAAAAAGCGUUUGAACGGUUAGUGCUAAAACAAUUAAUUUUCUACAUUGUUGAGUUUUAUUUAUUGGCACUAAGUAUAUCUGGUUUUUGCAAGGGCCAUUCUUGACUACAAAAACUGCGCUGCUAGGUAUUCGCGAUUAUCUCCUGCCAGCUAUGAAGAGGGGUGAAGUCAGCUUGAUGGUUUUUUUAAGCAGAAUAUUCUAAAGCCUUUGACACAGACAGUAUUAACCAAGGUGUACGCUUUAGGUUUUUUACAUGUCUUGAAUGCAAUGCUUGGACUACCAUAUCAAACUCAUUGCCCACAAAUGAGGACAUUUGCUCUUCAGUGAUCAUUACAUGGAGUGUAUGCUAACGGGCGUGCGCAAAGGUAUUACGUUUCACCAUCACAAAUAAACAUGGGCGAUCGACCGAAGCGAAUGUCAUGUCUUCUACGGCGUUUUGCGUAAGAAUUCUGUCAGCUCUGCGAAAAAAAGAUGGAGAAAGUGGAACGAAAACGCAAAACAGACAGGGAUUUGUAUGUUGUUGAGGUUGUUGAAGUGGAUACGAAGCGAAAACAGCUAAAAUUAAUUUCGUGGGAUUCAGUCACGAAUACGAUGAGUGGCGUGAUUACGAUAUUAAAAGGAAUUACUUUCCCUUCGUUCGCUUGGAAAAAAUGUUUUUCCCCGAGGAAGGUUUGCUGGAGGAUAGAGGCAACAUUCACGGGCCAUUGUACGUUGCCUGAUUCCUUCAAUAUCUUCUCAAUUAUGUGUACAAGAGCAGAUUCUCUGGUCCCUUCUUCGGCCUUUGAAAUGGUAUAAAUUAAAAAGCUGCUGGAAUAAAUAGAAGAAACGAGGAAUUAUUAAAUAUCCGAAAAUUUAGAAUCGAACUGUUUGAAAAUAUAAUUAAGCUCUUUUUAAAAUAUUCAUCAUCACUUCAAAUUACUUACUUGUUAAUCUCGUAAGUAUACGAAGGACCGUUUUGCUGGCUGAAUUUCUCACUAUUUUCGCCUUGAAAAUUAUCUUCAACUGUAGAAACCGCCAUGGUACAAGCGAAGAGAAGAAAGAGACCAAGAUGAACCUCCGAAGUCAUUUUGCCCCACCGAAAUCUGCACGAAUCCCAACAAAUUACAUGUCUAAACGCUGCAAAUAAAUUUAACUCUUUGAAUUUGGCGGUGCAUUUAUUAUUCCGCGCAUGCUCUGUCGAGCCAGUCCAGUUUUUCUCGACCCGCUGCUUUCAAGACCGGUCACGCUUUUGUAAAUUUACAUCCAAAACCGACGGAAAAAAAUACAAAAAUGCCCCAUCGAAAUCUUAACAAAAUAACUCUAGUUUUUCACCACUAGUAGCUUAGAUAGCACUUAGUUCAAUACCGGUGGUGCAUUUCUGAUAGAUCUACUACUUUGAGAAGGAAAGGCAAUAUUCUGCAGAAAGUAGAGUGUUUUCAGCUCUAUUUUACCGGAUGUUGAGGCCACCUGACGUGCCAUAGGGCAAAUGUCGCAAUGAGGUUGAUAUGAGUCGAUUACCUCUCUGAUCGCUGCCAGUUCGUUGAAAUGGAUAACAAGACCUCGUCGAUCGAGACUGUACUGUUUUGUGUCCCACAGGGCUCAAUACUUGGACCUUUUAUGUUCAACCUAUAUAUGCCUGAUCUUCAAAAGCACAUUAAGUGUCCUCGCUACCAGUACGCAGACGAUACAACUUUCUUUCGAUUUCUUUGUUCACUCAAAGACCAAGGACGCCAUAUCUCGUCUGGUGGAUUCCUCAUCUGAGUCAAACCUCGCAUUGAAUGAAGCUAAAACAAAGUGGAUGCUUGUUUCCACUCAUUAGAUGUCUCGAGCUCACGCGUUACAGGAUUAUUAUCCAGUUAUUAGCUGCAAUGGGAAGCUAAUAGAACGUGUCACCACAGCUUAGAUACUGCGGGGUCAACAUGAACGAACAUCUAACAUGGGUUGAUCUCGUGACUUCACUUCUUUCAUCCUAACGCGACUUAGAUUAACGGGAAUUUUUAAAUUCACGUUCAUUUCAUGAAGCUUUGACAUUUUUCAACAAUAAAGCUAAAGUAAUUCGUCUUAUUAUUUUAAUGGCCAAAAGGCAGUGACUGGCGUUUAAAAGCGAUUAGUAGAAAGGAGAAGGAAAGUGAUACGCAACUGAAAACUCUGACAAUAACUGGCUGUUUAUUAUAUUUUAUCAUGAUAUCAUUUAUUUAUAUAUCCAUUGUGUUUGGAUGUGUCUUAGAACUGCCUUUUGGUCAAACUUAAUGAAACUUUGAUUUUUUUGUAGAUAUCAGAUAAUGACCUCGUGCUGGAACUUAGAACCUUCAAAACGACCAACAUUUCAGGAUCUUGUGACGUCACUUGAGCAAGAGUUGGAAAAGAGAGGAGCAAGUACUCAUACGUAG
Molecule: messenger RNA, 2457 nt
Organism: Porites evermanni
Lineage: Eukaryota; Metazoa; Cnidaria; Anthozoa; Scleractinia; Poritidae
Source: the annotation of a GenBank genome assembly